UGUUGCUUGUGCUUGGCUUGAUUCAUUCUUUGCUAUCAUUGUUCAUCAUCAACACUCUCACAGUUUGACCUUGAGCUUCUCUUAAGAGUCUCAUUCUUGCUGCCAUUUGAAGCUCACAUCCUCACAAGGUUAUACCCAAUCUCUUGCGGUUGCUCAACAUCUCAACACUGAAUCUUUAGUGUCUGCGAUUUUGCCUUUUAGGCAUAUACAUUGUAUCUUGAGGACAGUGCUUGGGUUCUUGGAGCAAAAGAAUGGCUUUGUUUGUUUCCUCCGAUUGUUUCAUUCCUGUCAAUCAACCUCGGCUUAGAUUUCUGCCACAUUAUGGCCCCAAUCAGUCUUGCGAUAGUUGUACCAAGCUGCAUUUGUGCAAGGGACCUCAAAGACCUAGUCAUCUUUCAUUUUCACGUUGUACACGAGCGUCAGAAAUUGUGCCACUUGUUGCUGCUCAAAGAAAGGGUCGAUCAUCUCUUUUACAGACUGCUGCUGUACGUCAUUUGACUGGUUCAGUGACGAAAACCCAAGGACUGCGUUUUGCUGUGGUUGUUGCACGGUUUAAUGAAAUUGUCACUAAGCAUCUCUUGGAGGGAGCUCUGAAUACUUUCAAGAAUUAUUCUGUUGAAGACGAGGAUAUUGAUGUUGUAUGGGUUCCUGGUAGUUUUGAGAUUGGUGUUGUUGCAGAAAGACUGGGUAAAUCACACAAAUAUAAUGCAAUCGUGUGCAUAGGAGCUGUGAUAAGAGGUGAUACUACCCACUAUGAUGCAGUUGCAAAUUCAGCAGCAUCUGGUGUGCUUUCAGCUGGUCUAAAUUCAGGAGUUCCUUGCAUUUUUGGUGUCCUAACCUGUGACGAUAUGGAUCAAGCUCUAAAUCGAGCUGGUGGUAAAUCUGGAAAUAAGGGUGCAGAGGCUGCAUUGACAGCUAUUGAAAUGGCUUCUUUGUUCGAGCACCAUUUGAAGUAAGUGCUUGCACCAUCCACGCAACAAGGUCAAAGAGUUUCUCCAGUUCAGGGUUGCUGGACAAAAUAUCUUUGAGUUCAUUGAUUAUUGUUGUAAUAAUAAAAGAAACCAUUUGGGCACAGUCGUGGAGUAGUGAGGAAUGAGAUCCCGUUCACUAUUUUCAGGGACGUAGUGUUUGCGCAUGAGAGCCCUGUAGAAUAUUUUCCGGAAUAGUUUUUGUUAUUUAUUUUGAACCAAACUUCGUUUUUUUUUUUUGUUUGUGGAUUGUUUUGUUAUAUCGUUCCUUUAAUGUUAAAAUUGAAGGAAUUUGAUUAAUGAAGGGUCAUGCUUCAACUUGUAUUAUGGUACAUUUUACUUUGAUAUAUCAUCACGAUGCUCUGUUUUGGUGUUUAGAAAUUUAUAAAUAAUUUGCCUUCUCAGGUCA
Molecule: messenger RNA, 1377 nt
Organism: Prosopis cineraria
Lineage: Eukaryota; Viridiplantae; Streptophyta; Magnoliopsida; Fabales; Fabaceae
Product: 6,7-dimethyl-8-ribityllumazine synthase, chloroplastic-like
Exons: 9
Coding region: 252-956 (234 amino acids)
Biological process (GO): riboflavin biosynthetic process
Cellular component (GO): riboflavin synthase complex; intracellular anatomical structure
Molecular function (GO): 6,7-dimethyl-8-ribityllumazine synthase activity
Source: RefSeq, a predicted model, not a curated record